CAAAUAAGGGAAUAACAGAUAAAUUGUUUUUUUUUUGGGGAAAACUAAAAAUAAAAAAAAGAGGGAAACCUUAUGAAAUUUUUCAAAAUGCCGCCCAUACAAAUCCCCACAGUUUCCUAAUCCUAUUAAAAUCCUACCUUUUCUCUCACACUUCUCACUCGCUCAAUUUUUAACUCAGUAGUACUGACUACUCUCUCUUUCUCUGUCCUCCUCAACCACCAUCAUGGCUGAUCUCCCCUGCGAUGGUGAUGGCCUUUGCAUGGUCUGUAAGAUCAAGCCUUCUCCUGAUGAGACCCUCCAUUGUCACACCUGCGCCACUCCAUGGCAUGUCGCUUGCCUCUCUUCCCGCCCCGAAACCAUGGGGGAGGCUCUCAAAUGGGAAUGCCCCGACUGUUCGCCUCUCUCUAAUCCCGAUCCCGUUCCUAAACCAAUCGCUUCUUCUUCUGACUUGGUCGCUUCCAUACGGAUCAUUCAGGCCGAUACCUCGUUGACCGAGCGGGAGAAGGCCCAGAAACGUCAGCAGCUCAUGUGCAAGCGCGAACAGGAUGGACCAGCCGAUGGCGGACCUCCCAAGACCAAUGACCUACUUGAGCUUCUUGGGGGUAAUCUCAACUGCUCUAUUUGCAUGCAACUGCCCGAGAGACCUGUUACGACACCAUGUGGCCACAAUUUUUGCCUCAAGUGUUUCGAGAAAUGGGUUGGACAGAGGAAACGCACCUGUGCCAAUUGCCGGUGCCCAAUCCCAAACAAGAUGGCAAGCAACCCCAGAAUCAACUCUGCGCUUGUCAUUGCAAUCAGAAUGGCCAAGGCUUCAAAAUCCAAUGCUGAAGUGGGGCAAAGCAAGCCCCAACAUUUUAUCCACAACCAAGAUCGCCCAGACAAAGCUUUCACAACUGACCGUGCAAAGAAGACUGGCAAAGCUAAUGCUUGCAGUGGAAAGAUCUUUGUGACAACGGCUCCUGAUCACUUUGGGCCUAUUCCUGCAGAAAAUGAUCCUGAAAGGGAUCAGGGUGUAUUGGUUGGUGAGUCCUGGGAAGAUAGGAUGGAGUGCAGACAAUGGGGUGUCCAUAUGCCUCAUGUUUCUGGAAUUGCUGGGCAGUCUACCUAUGGCUGCCAGUCAGUGGCUCUCUCUGGUGGUUAUGAAGAUGAUGAGGAUCAUGGCGAGUGGUUUCUUUACACUGGGAGUGGUGGGAGAGAUCUUAGCGGCAAUAAGCGGACAAACAAGGCUCAUUCUUUUGAUCAGAAGUUUGAAAAGUUGAAUGAGGCACUGCGACUUAGUUGUCGAAAAGGCUACCCUGUCCGAGUUGUGAGGUCUCACAAGGAGAAGCGAUCAGCUUAUGCCCCAGAAGAGGGAGUGCGAUAUGAUGGAGUUUACAGAGUUGAGAAAUGUUGGCGCAAGAAAGGAGCACAAGGCCAUCUUGUGUGCAGAUAUCUAUUCAUUAGAUGUGACAAUGAACCAGCUCCGUGGACAAGUAAUGAUCACGGGGACCUUCCAAGGCCUUUGCCUGCAGUACCAGAGUUAAAGGGAGCAAUUGAUCUAACUGAAAGGAAAGAAGCUCCUUUCUGGGACUAUGAUGAGGAGAAAGGUCGGUGGAUGUGGAAGAAGCCUCCGCCGCCUAGUAGAAAACGCAUGCAUUCUGAUUGUUCUGGAAUUCCAAGGAAGAGAUCUAAAAAAGUUAACAAAGCAUCUGCAAGAGAAAAGCUUUUGAAAGAGUUUAGCUGCCAAAUUUGCCGGCAAGUGAUGACUCUUCCGAUCACUACCCCUUGUGCUCAUAACUUCUGCAAAGGUUGCCUAGAGGGUGUAUUUGCUGGUCAAACUGCUGUGGAGCAGAGGACAUGUCAAGGCAGAAGAGCACUGCGGGCUCGGAAGAAUGUUAUGAAAUGUCCAUGCUGUACAAAUGACAUUUCUGACUUUCUUCAAAACCCACAGGUUAAUAGAGAACUAAUGGGUGUCAUUGAAUCGCUGAUGCAAAAAGAAGAGCCUGAAGAGAGUGCUGAGACAUGUGAAGAGGUAGCUGCCGAAACAGGAGAAGAGUUUACCGUGGGGGCACGAGAUGAAGAAGAGGAAAAGGAAGAGGAAGAAAAUACUUUGAACCCUGAAGCUGAGGAAGAGAAAGAAACUGUUGGCGAUUCCAUGAAAGAUGUUAAGACGUCCUCUCCCAAGAAACCUACUGCUACUAAUGAGAAGCAGACAGACCUUCUGAUGAAGGUUGAGGAGCCUCAACCACAAGCAUCCCCAAAUGGAGAAAACAAAGCUCAAAGACAGAAUUAUAAGCGCAACAAGGCUGAAACUGUUGGCAAUCCCACAAAAAAGGCUAAGACAUCCUCCCCCAAGAAACCUACUGCUACUAAUGAGAAGCAGACAGACAGUCCAGUUAAGGGUGAGAAACCACAACCAGAAGCAUCCCCAGAAGAAGAAAGCAAAGCCAAAAAACAGAAUUAUAAAAGCAAGAAGGCUGAAACUGGAGUUGUUGGAACACCAACCAGAAGGAGCACUAGGGUAAAGCAGUAGCUGCAAAAUUUUAAUUUUUUCUUUUUUUUUACUGAGAAGCUGCAAAUGAUUUGAUGCAUCAUUGAGCUUAGCUUAGUUCCCUUUUUGAAAUGCUGAUCAAACAUUUAAGCAUUUUCUUUCGGCUUUAAAGAUUACCCAUUGUGUAUUUAAGUUAUCUUUUCAAAAGGGUCUAGUGCAGUACAAAGCACUAGGCAACCACAGAUUACAUUAUGUGAGAAGAAAAACAGAUUCCUAUCCAUUUUUUAGUUUGUAAUGUCAUGCAAAAUGAAACAUCCAUGAUUAUUUACAUAUUAUUCUACAGAACA
This is a messenger RNA of Cannabis sativa, 2817 nucleotides long. RefSeq names its product E3 ubiquitin-protein ligase ORTHRUS 2. The coding region runs from base 224 to 2512 and encodes 762 amino acids. The record is from RefSeq and is a predicted model, not a curated record. Lineage: Eukaryota; Viridiplantae; Streptophyta; Magnoliopsida; Rosales; Cannabaceae. The transcript is spliced from 9 exons. Gene Ontology annotation, biological process: protein ubiquitination; negative regulation of gene expression via chromosomal CpG island methylation. Gene Ontology annotation, molecular function: ubiquitin protein ligase activity; metal ion binding.